CCUGACCGGGCGGCUUUUUGGAUAUCCUGGGUCGUGGUGGUGGCGGCGGUGGUGGAAAACUUUACAUGUAGACUAGAAUAUAAGUUAAGACACAGACAAUUCCAAUCAACUCGCGACAAUCCUGAUAAAUGUAUCUAACUCCCGCAGUUUGCACUAAAAUCUAUAGAAAGCUGGUUUUCUUUCUUUAGUCUCCACUCGCCCUGUCUGAAAAUGGAUUCCAGAUAUAUUUUGGAGAAGUCGUCGGUUGGGACAAGGGUCGGUGUCGGAGGAGUGGAUUCCUGCCGGGCAGGCCGCUCCGUGCUCCACGACACCCGGGUCCCCACGGUAGAGAAAAACGGUCCCAUGCCGGUGUACACACACGGGCCCGUCCUUUACAAAUUCGUAGUGGACGUGGGCUCAGCGGCGGAGGUGAACGGCGAAAGAACCUCCUCAAAAGGGAACGGACUGUCUCCGGGUGGUCAAAUAUUGCACAUGGAAAAAACUGGCCGGGGGGACCAAAAAGACACUGGUUCCACUGGGAUCCUGAAGAGGGCCAGUCCCACUCACUGCCCAGUCAUAAAAGGGCAGUUGCAAGGCGGCUUCAUGCAUUUGGACAUCAACAACCCAGGGAAACAGGCAGAGCUGGCCAACAGCUUCAGGGCAGCACAAGUGCAGAACGUACCGCCGACAGAAAGACAGCCCCUCCCCUCUUCCCACAUCCCUGUCCCUAGAAACAGGAAGCCCUCAGGUCAUGCUGAUAAGGAGGUGAUGGCUGCCGCCGUCCUGACCUCACUGUCCACAUCCCCUUUGGUGCUCUACCCUUCCUCUGCAUCCACAGUCCCAGAGCCAGCCAACAGGGCUUGGAAAGAAGUGCUGUCAGCAAGCUACAGCAGUUCCACCAGUGGCAACUGGAGCUGGGAUGCCAGCGACCAAUCGGUGCCCUCCACACCGUCCCCACCUCUGUCCAACGAUACCAACAAGAACUUCCUGCUCUCAUCCCAGGGUGAUGAUGUCAGUGAGGAUGUCACAGAGAGCACGCACUUCAUGUUUGAGGACCCCAUACCUCGCAAACGAAAGAACUCCAUGAAGGUGAUGUUCAAGUGCUUGUGGAAGAACUGUGAAAAGGUCCUCAGCACCUCCUCAGGGAUCCAGCGACACAUCCGCACCGUCCACCUGGGGCGAAACAGCGACUCGGACUACAGUGAUGGAGAGGAGGACUUUUACUACUCAGAGAUUGAGGUCAACAUGGACAGCCUAACAGAGGGAUUGUCCAGCCUCACACCCACCUCCCCCACCACAGCCGGUCCUCCACCCGUCUUCCCGCCACCACUCACUGACGUCCCUCACUCCGAACACAUCAACAUGAACGGCUCACAGAGCCACGCCCCGACACUGCUCAGUCAAUCAGCUCCCUCCACACUCUGCCACAUCCGCACUGACCACGCCUACCAGGCCACUGCUCCAGUGAGUAUCCCAGUGGGUCCUGAGCUGGCAGGGUUAGGCAGUGGUAAAGGGACCGGGCCUGGAACUCGGACUGGGAACGGCAUCAGUGUGUCGUGGCAGUCCCCUCCUGUCAUUUUCAAAGGCGUCCCGGGGCCUGUGACUCACGUCCGAACAGUGAGCAUCGGUGAAAAGCGGCAGCCGGCAGCCAACACACACACCACUGUUAACAAGACCCAUGCUUUAAUAACGCCACCAGCCAAGUCAAUACCAGGAACCAGGAAACCCCGUGGGGAGGCAAAGAAGUGCCGAAAGGUGUACGGCAUGGAGAAGAGAGACAUGUGGUGCACAGCCUGUCGCUGGAAAAAAGCCUGUCAGAGAUUCACCGACUAAUCCAGUCCCCUACCCACGUCUGUGAGAUGAGCUCGUCCUCACUCAGAGCGACAGCGAUGUGGACUCUUCCACUGAGGGAGACGAGGGGAGAUUUUUUCACGAUGGAGCUCUCAGUGCUGCUUCCUCUGGCCCAGUAGGGGCUUUGCCUUCUCUCUUUUCCGUUUCCAAAAACAAAGAGAAAAUAAAACUGGUGGGUAAAAACAACUAAAAACUAAAUCAGCAAGAAAAAAAAAAACUUUAUGCAGGUUUGGAGACUUUUUCUAAGACUGAGACAUUUUCACUCUGUUGAUGAAUAAGGAAAAAAAGAAACAUUUAAAUUGGAUUCUGAACCUUCUGAUUUGAUUUUUGUUUCUCGCCAUUUCUCACGGCCUCAACUCAAGGCAAUGUUGAAAGACUACAGAUAAGCUUUUUGGUAUACUCUGUUUUUCAUUAUAGGAGCAUCAUGUAAGCUACUGUUUACGAGGUGGAUAAUGACUCUUAGGAGGUUCAAGGGUUAACACCAGAUUUGCUCAGUAAGACCUCUGUAGCAUAUCCGUUUUUCAUUGUCACUGUUUAAGGGACUUAAAACCUACCAAAGGCAAAAGACCUGUUCGCUUACAACUGACAGCUUAGGUGUAAGAUCAAUACCGAAUCUAACAUCACUGUCUUCUGCAGCCUUACUAGGUAUCGACUGUAUGUUUAAACACAUAUUGUUCCAUAUCUAACAACAUGUUCAUCAAUCACAUUCAGUACAGCCAGCGACACUUCUUGUAAUUUUCCAGAAAUGCACAAAAACUUCACACCAAGUGGUACAAAGAGUUUUUCCCUUGACUUUCCAAAAUAUUUUAGAGGGAUGUACACGAUAUAUGAAAUAUAUUUUCCCUAUAUAUUUCCCUCUCUUCUUUUCUAUACUUGUACCCUAAAGAUAUGCACCUUGAAGAAAAAGGUUGACUUUUAGAGUAUCACUGUAACCACAGCGAAUAACUGAGAGAGUCGAUAACUAUUUCUUAUACAGAGUUUAUUUUCAACAAUGAGUUGCUUAAGCAACUAGCAGUUGCACUGUGCAAUCAGCAGAAUUAGAGCAUUUUAAUAUUGUCUUUUUUGCUUUAUGGUUGUCAUUGUUAUUAGGGUGAUUGAGGCAGAAAUGCUCAUGUUUUCCUUUGACAGCUCAUGUUCUUAAAGAGAUUGUUUACCACAAUGAAUGAUACAUGAAUGAUAACUGCCCUUUGAAACUUUAACUUACGGUCUGACUGAUGUAAAUUAUGUAUGUAGGUAAAUAAUAUAGAGAUCGUAACCCAACAAUCACUACCUGAUAAUAAGUCAGGCAUUCUAAUUCAUUUCUUACAGUCUGAAAUGGACAGCUUAUCCACUCUUUAAUCUUUGGAAUAAUUAGCAUAAAGCAGCAGUGCAACAAUAUGUAGAUACCAAACCUAACUUCAUAGAAAUUGAGACUUUUCCUCAUGUUUUCACUAGAUGUGUUUAAUCCUUUAAAAGUAUCUUUCACUCUGGUCUGACAUUUUAAAAUGAAAAGUAAGAAUCAAAUUAAGUAAAAGUAGCAAAAGUUUUAAGAUGUUGUACCAAAGUGGUAUCGUACUUUUUAGAAUAAGACUGUAAUAGUUAAUGAUGGGUCAAGUUUUCCAAGCUUUAGAUGAGAUAUAGGUGGUAGAUUUUUAGAUAGUUAGAAAUUGUAAACUUUUUGAUCUAUCCCUGUCAUAUUUGUUUUUGUAGCAAUCUCCAGCAAUAUUGGCCAUCCUAAGAGAAUUGCACCCUUUAAUGUUAAAAUCCAAUUUUUUACUUGCCUCGUAUCUCUAUAUCUCCAAGAUAUAAAACAAAAAGAGGUAGAAAACAUUCAAAGACGUCAGAAGCAAUCUUACAACUCUGUUUUCUAGAAAUAGUUAUAAGAUAUCCUCUUCUGCGACACAGGAGGGUUUCCAUAAAAGAAAAACAGUGAAAUUAGAACAUAAUGAUGAUCUAUUAUUGGUGAUAUUAUUAAUGGAAGUAGAAGAUUGAACCACACAUCAGUGGUCAUAAUUAAGAAUGUUUUUAAGUAAUUCCUGCAUUGAAAAAUUUCCACAAGAGUUGAGCUUUUUUUUAUUUCCCCCUCAUUAGUAAUGUACAGUUGGUGUUAACCUGCUCUGAGUCGACUCAGUCACACUUCAGAUUUAAAUAACUGUGAUAAAGACAAUACUGGGCUUUUUAAGAUGAUAACCUGCUGCCCAUACCCAACCAUAUAGUCCAGUCAAUUAAUUUAUUUAUAUAGCCCAAAAUCACUAAUUUGCCUCAAGGUGCUUCACAGUCUGUACCACUUAAGACAUCCUCUAUCCUUAGACCUACAAUCCACAGAAGGAAAAACACCACAAGAGGAAAAAAGACCCUUUAACAGGUUUUUUUCUGAUCUGCUCACAUAGGCAGUCAUGACAGUAGAUGUAUAUUUUUUGAAGAGAUUCACCUUUGCGCUGUGUGUUAGCAGCUUUCUGAAUGUAGGUUCUGCUGUGUGUUCUCUACUUUUGAAGCGCUCCUGACACUGAGCUUACCUGAUCACCAUAGUAACUUAUCACACACACACACACACACACACACACACACACACACACACACACACACACACACACACACACACACACACACACACACACACACAUACACAUACACACACAGUGCCUGUCCUUCCCUGUGUGAGCAGGCCAACUUUGAGCAGACGCCUUGACUGAGGAUCAGUGCGACUUCUCAGACCUCUGUCGCCAUAGAAACACCUGCACUGUCCUCUGUCACCACAGGGUCAUUUGCGCUGUCUGCUGUCGGCCGACACCACGUUACAAGUGACCAGUUAUCACUUCUCGAUGAAAGACGAGAAGCAGAUGCCUGAUUGCUCAUUGCAUGCUUGAAGUCAAUGGGCAGAAACAUUAAGCACACAUGGUUGCUGUGAUAGUACUGCUUAAUAUCUCAUUCAGUUCCUGUUAUAAACCACCAUAUUGUUUUGAAAAUUACUGAUCCUGCCUGAAAAGUGUUUAUUCCAGUGGCAUCCCAGAUAAGCUAGGCCUCCCUCUCUCUCAGCUUGUGAGAGCAGGCGGCAGGCCUCUUCCGAUCAGAAACUUCACAAAGUGCCAAUGAAAAGAACAUAAAAAGGAAAAAGGUAUACUGACCUAAUGAAAUUGCACUAUGUUGCACUGCGCAAAGACAUGUUUUUAUACAUGGACAUUUUAUAUACAAAUUUUGAAGUGAAAGGAUUUUCUUUUUUCGAGUGGGUGGGCGGGAUGUCGUCACUGCCCGAUGGAAUAAAUGGGGUGUCAGGGAUCGGGGUUCUGUACCUCUGGGGUCCCCCAUUAUUAGCAAGUGAUCUUGACAGUUAGUGUCUUUCUCUCUGUGUCAGAUUUAUCGUACUAAACAUAGUGGUGCUGGCAGUCACAGAAGUGUGGUACUGAGAAGUACAGUGUGGUACUUAGGUAGUCAGUCACUUUGCCUUUUCCUUGGAGGAGUGCCAAGGGCCGAAAACAGCACCUGCCUUGUCUCAGUGAUAGGAAAACACCGGUCUCAGUCAGCAGCUACACGUUAUCGUCUUGAUAGCAGAUGCUUCACAGUGUUUAAUUGCCUGGAGUUUUUUCACAAUACACACUUUUUUUUUUUUUUUUAUCCGUAAAGCUCAUCUUUGUGCUUUCUUUACUUCAAUAAAAAAAGAAAAAAAAAAACAGGUUCAUGCUUCUUUACAUUUUACUGAGCUGAGGUGGUAACUGUAGAUACUGUUAUUAGUGCUGGAUACCACUUUUGAUUCUGUUAUCUCUGGUUUGGUCAUAGAUCGAGUGUCAAAUGCAACCCAUCAGCUCUCUCUCUCUCUCUCCAUCCUCAGUGUAAGCACUUUUAGAUUCCACCAGCAGGGUUAGAGGCCAAUGCUUUUGCUGGCAGUGAAUGGGACUGUUAGCACAUGUUAAGCUAACAGGCUCAUGUGGUUGUUGGCCACUAUUCCACCUUUUUUUUUUUUCUUUUUUUCGAGUUGCACUAAACUGGCCCGUGAAGAUUAAAACCCAGGCUGCAUCAUUAGGAGCUCGGCUCGGCUCGGCUGAGUGCGGCUUGGGUCAUCGUGGCCUGAAAGAAACUCUGGGUACAAAGUUGCUCUUGUGUACAGAUCUUGGACAAGAGAACUUUAUUGGUGAAUUUUUGCAAAAUAGAUCAACGAUUAAAAACUUUCACAUAGUAAACGAGAGAUGGAGAUUGAAGUUGACUUCAUGGGUGUGCAGGGAAACUGGGGAUUGACAGUAGAUGGAAAGCAGACACGAGAUGUGCAGUGACGAUGUAGAUGGAUUUGCAGUUUCAGGGCUUUCUUGUACAUAUGCAACAAAAGAGAACCGUGAGGCUUUUUCAUAUAUUGUUGUUUUUGUUGUUGUUUCUCUGUUAUAUGAAAAGGAAACUUUUUUUACAGUACAGUUGCUCAGAAUAUUUUUCUUUCUUUUUUUUUUUUCUUUUUUUUUUUUUUAAAAAGUCGAUUGAGAAGCUAUAGUGAACAUAACACAUAAAGAUUCAAUGUAUAUUGUAGCUUAGAGGCAAAGGGGAGAAAAACAAAACCCGUUGAAUGUAUAAAACCUACAAAAAUAAAAAGUCUUUUCUGUUGUUUUAUUUGCUGGCUAGUUUGUACCGCCUGUAGUCAACCAGUAGCGCGUCCUGAUUUUUGAUAUCCAAAUCUUUUAACACCCACUGACAGCUGUCGCCACACUGCUAAUUCAUAACACAACCAUGCAGUAUUGCUUUACUAUCUUACUUUGUGCAAUGAGAUGCUUUAUAAUGGAACAAGAACUAACUUGAGCUUUUUUGGUGACAUCUGGGCAACUCGCUCACACUGUUGCUGUUCGUCUUUUGUCUUUCUCCCCGCCAAAUAGUACUAUUUUUUUUUUUUUUCUCGGAAUGUGUGUCGUUGUUGUGGAUGUUGUUUGUGGUUGUGACGUUAAGUUGUUGUUAGGCAGGAUAACCAUCAACCUUUGGUCAUGAUGAAAAUUGUAACCUUGUGGAAAUCUUUAUCCUGCCGUGCACAUUCCAACAGACAGCACGCUUCUAGUGUCUUCCACUUGUUUCCCAAUAGACAUAUCCUUCCCAUUUCCUUCUCACUACAGUGAUUCUUCUCCGAUCACCUUGUCCUUUUCCAUUUCCUGUUCUUGUGCUAUCCAGCUUUACUGUGGUCCCACCCAAGCCUUUACCCAGUAUAUUAAGCUAAACUAAACCCUUGAAAUGUGCAUUAAAAAAAAAAGCCUUUGUUUUUUCCAAAUAUGUCAAAAUCUAUGUGCUGCUUUCUUGAAUGUCAGUUUUCAUUUGUGCGUAAACCAGCAGCAGCAAAGCCAAUAGAUCUCCUUCCAAAUCAAAUGUAAAUGCAUUGCAAUGGCAGCUCCACUCAGUUUUCGGCUUUUUCUACUGUGCUCUUAUUGUUUGUCCAGGCUUUUACCCUCUGUGCGUCAGAUCUCUCAUUUCAUGACCAUUUUUUUUCCCCUGUUGUGUUUUUACUGAGCCUUACACUGGCCGGUGUGAAAACUGACUUUUGCUAUGUUUUUUUUUUCUCAUUGAUUGAUUGAUUGAUUGAUUGUCUGGCUGAGUUUGAGGUUGUUUUGCAUGUCUAGCAUCGCUCAAUUUUUUUCCUGUUUGUUUUCUUGUUAGGAGAUACAACACUGAAGGGUUUUAUGUGUUAGAUUUCCCCUUUCAGAAACUGAUAACCCAAGGCUGAUUAAGUUUGUUUUCCUCUAAAUGUAAAGAUGAUCAUCGCAGCCCAGCGCACACACAUACACACGUACAGCGCUAAAAGCAUUUUGAGGGAAACGUGAAAUCAGCCUUGGGUCUUCACUGGAGGGCAAGAUUUCUCCUGUGUGUGGGCUCAGCCUCUGGUCUUCAUCAGCAGUCCCACGCACAUGGGGGAAGCACUUUCUGAGGAGUGGUGCACUCAGAGUAUUUGUAUGAAUGUCAAGCCUAUGAGUAGUGCUUGGAAAGAUGGAUGACCAUGUAUGAUGCUGAUAAUGUGAUCUAUGUGAUGUAAUGUGACAGAAAGAAAAUAAACCUGAAUGGAAGACG
This is a messenger RNA of Seriola aureovittata, 7833 nucleotides long. It is a transcript of the gene slc2a4rg, whose product is annotated as SLC2A4 regulator. Gene Ontology annotation, biological process: regulation of transcription by RNA polymerase II. Lineage: Eukaryota; Metazoa; Chordata; Actinopteri; Carangiformes; Carangidae. Bases 211 to 1812 code for a protein of 533 amino acids. Gene Ontology annotation, cellular component: nucleus. The record is from RefSeq and is a predicted model, not a curated record. The transcript is spliced from 9 exons. Gene Ontology annotation, molecular function: RNA polymerase II cis-regulatory region sequence-specific DNA binding; DNA-binding transcription factor activity.